GGUUUGGGGAAGGUUCACCCUCUACUCCGAGGGUGGUCUCAGAUGAUCCUUGUUUGUUAUAUAUAAACCGUGCGUGUUACCAGAAUCACUACCCCACCAGGGUGAACGUUUCAACUAAAGAAAUGUCACAUUAAAGCUUUAGCUUUGCUUCUUCUUUUUUUAACGUCCUCACUGCCCUGUGUGUAAAGACACAGGAGGAGAUAUCGCAUCUGAGCCAAAACGCCAAAACAAAUAAAUGACAUCUUGAAAUUGAGUGCCCUAGUUUCUACCCUUUUAACUGAUCUGCCAUUGUUCCCAUUGUUCCAGUGUUGAGAUGUAAAUUAUGGUGGGGAAUUGUGGCUUCAGAAGAAAUGUCUCCCCAUCAGCACUAUGACGGGGUUUGUAGGAUAAAACUAAAGGGUCUUUGUGAGCGGCGGCAGGUGCCCUCACACCUGCUGCUGCUGCAAGGCACCCCCCCCACAUACACGCACACGCCACCUGUCAGUGAAAGUCUUCCUCGGUGCACUGCACAGCAUGUGUUGCAGUGGGCUCGUGUCUGCAGAGUUUUCCUCGCAGUGUCGCAAACAGUGUCUCUGAAAGAAAAUCAAGUUUGGUUUUAAACCAACACCGUUAUUAACGGUUCAUUUUGUUGAACGUUUGCCGUAGUUUGAUCUCUGUAGCAACUAGAAAAUCGAAUUCACUUUGAUUUUUUAUUCUAGUAACGCCAAAUUCUCUUUAUUUGCUCCACUGCCUGUUUGAUGUAAAACUUUUCAUCUCGGGGCAUUUGUCACAUCACAGCAUUUUAAAUGUGCAGCAAAACAAAGGCCCACUUGUGUAACUGGUUCCUCAAAAUAAACUAGAGAGUGGCUCUCUUAACCUUGAUGCUUUAAUGCGACUCAGAUGCUGCUGCAAGCAACCGGGUGGCGAGCCUGUUCUCUCGUGGGUUUUUGUUCAGCCCCCUGACAACUGCUAAACGGCCGAGCCGUGCUGGACAGAGAACCCCAGCCCAGGGAAGGCGACAGCCAGGCUCACAGGGUCCGACCGGGGUCAAGUUAUACUGUGAGAAAUAAGAUUUUGACAUGAAGAAGGACAUAGACACAUUGAUAGCAGAGGAACGUGCUGAUAUCAUCUCUAAAUAUGACAAGGGUCGGCAGGAGGGUGUCAAAAUCAACCCCUGGGAGGAUGCUGACUACAGCAUCUUUAAGGUCACCGACCGCUUCGGCUUCCUGCAUGAAGAAGAACUGCCAACGCCCAGUGCGCUUGAAGAGAAGCAAAAGCAACAGGAGAUCGAGCGAGUGGAGAAAUGGCUGAAGAUGGUGAAGAACUGGGACAAGUACAGGAACAGUGAAAAGCUGGUGAAGCGUGUAUAUAAAGGCAUCCCCCUGCAGCUGAGAGGACAGGCGUGGGCCUUGCUUUUGGAUGUAGAGAAAGUCAAAAAGGAAAACCAGGGAAAAUAUGAGAAAAUGAAGCAGCAGGCUCGUGACUUCUCCACAGAGAUCAAGCAGAUAGACCUGGACGUGAACAGAACCUUCAGGAACCACAUUAUGUUCAUGGACCGCUUCGGAGUCAAGCAACAGGCCCUGUUUCACGUGCUAGCAGCCUACUCCGUCUACAACACGGAGGUGAGCUACUGCCAGGGGAUGAGUCAGAUUGCCGCCAUCUUGCUCAUGUACCUGAAUGAGGAGGAUGCGUUCUGGGCUCUGUCCCAGCUCCUCACCAACAGCAAGCAUGCCAUGCACGGCUUCUUCAUCCCUGGGUUUCCCAAGCUGCACCGUUUCCAGGCUCACCACGAGCGGAUCCUCUCCAAAAUGCUGCCUAAGCUGAAGAAGCACAUGGACAGGGAGCAGAUGACAGCAGGGAUUUACACCAUCAAAUGGUUUCUACAGUGCUUCAUCGAUAGAACCCCCUUCACCCUCACCCUGCGUCUGUGGGACAUUUACAUAAUGGAGGGAGACAAGACGCUGACUGCCAUGGCGUACACGACCCUCAAGUUACACAAGAAGCGCCUGCAGAAGCUCCAGUUAGAGGACCUGAGGGAGUUUAUCCAGGAGCGGCUGGCUACUUCUUUCUUCCUGCCUGACGACGUGGUGGUGGAACAGUUACAGGCUGCCAUGUCCGAGCUAGGCAGUAAAAAGCUGGACCAAUGUCCUCCAGCCAAGUCAGAGGAGCUACCAAAGAAACCUCUGGGUCAAGAGAGACCUGUUGUCCUGCUGCCACUGCAGCCCGACUUGCCUCUGGAGGUCAAAGUGACUCUGCCGCCCCACAGCCAGCCGGAGGCAGAGAGCCAGCAAACAGACAGCGACACCCUGAACCAGAACCCUUAUCCUGCGGAACCCCUGGAUUCAAGAAGCCCCUCCGGUACAAACGCACCUUCAUUGCCUUCGCCUCAGCCAGUUGAAGGCCACACCCAGAGAACACCCUCUCCUAUCAGGCCUUGUAGAGCACCUCCUUUGCCCCCAAAAACAGACAAACCUUGUGCCGAGGUCCGGCUGAACGGAGAUGUGAAGGAGACGCUCCCAGAGCGUAGCCAGACUGAAGACGGAGUAGAACCAGAGAGUGAGCCUGUGGGCCUGGAGACCCAGGAAGAGCCCGUGGAAUGGCCUCCACCCUAUGAACCCCCUGCCCUGGAUACUCUCACCAUGCAGACUGAGGAGAUCAUGGACCUUCCAGAUCUGCCACCUCCACCUUUCUUUUCCCCCGAGCAGCUCGAACAAAGGCCUCUGGAUUGUGAAUCACCCUCUCCCAGGACGGGAACUGGUCCAGACACCCAGUGCAGCUUCCCUUCUCCCCGCUCAGCCUCACCACUGGUCCCUCAAAUGAAGCUGUCUUCAAAACCCCCUUUGUCUCUCGACGUCACACAGAGAAAACCACCUCCUCCUCCAAAGCCUUUCUCCUUCUCCAACCCGAGACUUCCUCCCCCAAAGCCGACCAAGUUCCCAGUCUCACUCUACGUCCCAGCGCACGCGGGCGACAGGCGACCGUCCAACACCUCCCAGUACGACAACCUGUCCGAGGUCGAUGAGGACGACCGCUACCUGGAGAGGCUGCUGGGUUCCACCCCCGAGGAAGUUCCCAGCAUGCUCUGCAAGCCUCCAAAUGCAAUUACCAGAGACUACGACCCUGCUCUCUACCCUCUUCCUCCACCUCCCAUUUUCAUCCCUCCCUCCCCAUCUCCCGUUCCUCUCUCACUGUGCGCCCUCCCCAGUUUGCCACAGGAGCCUGAAUAUGAAGGAGAGGACCGCUGGGUGGAAGACUCCAUCAUCCCCCCUCCUCCGCCGAGCUUUGCUGACAGACUCAACCCCUUCCAGUCUGGCGCCGCCGGCUGCUCGGACACUCACAGGGCCGCCUCGCCCAGUUACUCAAAGCCUUUCUCCAGGGGCCCCAGGGACCAUUCUGCCUUUCCAGCACCGCUCUUGUACACUGGGUCGCCCCCGGGCAACUCCAGGCCCUCGGGAACGUCCGCAGCAGGGGGGAUACCCCUGAUCCGAUCCAGCCCAGACUUUUGCAGGAUGCCUCCGGGUGGACAGCAGCUGCCCAAAUCAGUGACAUUUUGAAGUAAAUGUUAGCGACGAUGCCCGAAUGAUUCGGACUUUCUCUGUAAAUGCUCGAUUCAUUUUCAACGCCACGUACAGAGGUGAAAGGCCAGUAGUUCCUCUGUGUGUCGACCGUUUAUGCGUGUGUGUAUAUAUGUGUGUGAAAGGAUUUGUUUCAAUUAGUAUUUACAGAUUUCUGUGAUACUUGCACCUUUUUGUAUGGGUAGUUAACUUUUCUAAGUGUAUUUAAAACUGCUGUCUGUGUUACAAAAAGUGAGUGUAUAAAGUCGUCUGCUCUGCUUAUUGAGUGUGAAUGCAGAUUGUCAAUUUGAUGGACGGUCGUGAGAAAUGAGGCCUGAUCUUUUUCCUGCUGUGCGUUUCACCAUUUCCUCAUCUGAGGUUGGGUUUUUUUUUGUUCCAACAACACGGUGUCUUAACCAGAUUGCGGUGCACAGAGGGGUAGCAACUCUCAACUCAAAGGGCUUUUUGAGGCUGCAGCAUGAGGUCACCUUUGCUAAAGCACCCAAAGGCCUUUACAUUUCUACUGCACCACAGUGAGCAGGCUCACACGUCUUCAAUGUAUAUCAAACUAUAACGAGAAGCUGUUAUUAUAACAGUUUCUUAAUUGCAUCUUUAGGUCAGUACUUAAUAAAAAAAAAACGACCACUAAUCCAGGUUCCACCAAAGCAGUUUGCAUGCAAACUUUAUAAAAACGAUUACAUAAGUUCUAACCAGCAGCAGCAGGGAAGAUGUGGCGAUAUAUCACUGGUGUAAAUCCUGAAGGAAGCUUCAGGCAGGUAGCAGCGGUACUCUGUGGGUACUCUGCUGCUUUUGUUUCCAUUUUUAUUUCUUUUUUUUUUAAAUAAUUGUUUUGUUGAGAUUUUUCAAAAGAAUUUCAAAGAAAUUGAAUCAGUUUUCAAAAUCUGUUUGUCAGACACUUGGUUUCACAGCAAUAAUGUACCGCUCCAUGCAUGUUGAAUAAGAUGGAAAUAAGAUGAUAUACUGUCAGUGCAAACUGAUUUACAGUGAUCAAUGGCACGUAUUUAUGAAGUGGCGCUCUCUGGUGGUUGGAAGAUUAACAGAAGCUCCUGUAAUGUCUGUUUAUGAAUGUGCACGUUGUAAGCUACACACUUAAGUGUAGGCUCCUUAUCGUCAGAGACUGGGGAAGAGAAUUUAUUGAAUCAAAGUUAAUUAUAUUCAUAUGCACAGCCAUAAUUUAGAGCCAUCGCUGCGACUUUCUCAGUUUAUUUUAAAUGGUGCAGAGCAUAAAUGUUCUUGACAAAUGGAAGUUGAGCCAUACCGUACAAUGUAAGGACCUGAUGGUUAAAACAUGUUUAUAUUGGUGUUUUUGUUUAGUUAUACUGUAUAUUGCAUUAUAUAUAUAUACGGCCUCAACUUCACUUUUGUUGUUUCGUUGUUGUUGUUUUUUUGCACUGACCUUAUUGUUAUUCCCAACAGGUUUUACCAUUCUCUGUAAGUGUCCUGUUGUUUUCUGGUGGAGGUUCAGGUCACUUGAUAAAGAAACAUUAUUCAUUCAGAGAUGUUGACGGAUGUUUAACGGCUUGUUCAUUAACGUCGGCCUGACUGCUGUGAUUCACACCCAAAAGUAUUUUUUAGUCACCUGACCUGACCACUGCUCCUUUUAUGGAUCUGGUUGACACCAGCGAUGUCGUGGGCCUCAGACCAAAGCUUGUGCACAUUUAUGCGUCUACAUGUUUUGAGUUUUAUAAAGAGAUGAACCUUUA
Molecule: messenger RNA, 5257 nt
Organism: Scophthalmus maximus (turbot)
Lineage: Eukaryota; Metazoa; Chordata; Actinopteri; Pleuronectiformes; Scophthalmidae
Product: USP6 N-terminal-like protein
Exons: 14
Coding region: 1059-3533 (824 amino acids)
Source: RefSeq, a predicted model, not a curated record